Aspergillus ruber CBS 135680 is the source of this 580-nucleotide messenger RNA. RefSeq lists its product as uncharacterized. Lineage: Eukaryota; Fungi; Ascomycota; Eurotiomycetes; Eurotiales; Aspergillaceae. The transcript is spliced from 2 exons. The coding region runs from base 163 to 456 and encodes 97 amino acids. The record is from RefSeq and is a predicted model, not a curated record.
UGCACUCAAAGCAAGUCAAGCUUUGUGAUGGACUGCCAGGCUGUCACACAAGGCACCAGAAUUAUCCUGCGCUCGAUGAUCGUGGUUAAAUAGAACCCUACACCAUGCCAACCCUCCCGUUUCUCGGCACCAGCAUAUCCUAACAAACCCGGGCUUACCAAAAUGGGUCUCGUGAAAGUCCUCCUCAAAGCAAUCCUCAUUCCCCUCGCCCUAUUCGCCCUCAUAAUCGGUAUCGCGAUCUACAUGUUCAUACGCCAUCGAAACCGCAAGAAGGAAGACAAAGCACUCGAGAGUUCCCAAUACGGGUUCCAACCACCUCAAAUCCAACAAUGGGGGACUGGGCCGCAGCCGUCGUCGCCGUUUGUUCCAGUUCAGAAGCCGGAGGCUGUGGUGUAUCCGGUGCAGUAUCCGGCGGCGGUAACGCAAUAUUCGGCUGAUGCAGGGAGACAGGUCUGAUUAUUGAUUUGGAAAACAGUUAAGCAAUGGCAUUUCUUUAUUCGAACGGUUUUUGUUAUUCAGCCAUUUAUUUUUGUUUUCGUCGACGACAAUUUAAGUCUAGCGACAUACACUAUUCUACGAC